AAGCUAUCGUCCUACGGAUAAAUGAAGACGGUGCUAGAGCUUUAGGCAACCUUACCGCUACAUAUAAACAAUAUCCUCCAAGACCUCCUCUACAGUAUGCCUACAUGAAUUAUACUUACUCAAAUUAUGCCAAUCAAUACGUAUCGAUUGUAGAUGGAAAUAUUUGGUUCAUGGUGUUUGAAGCUUUCCUUACCGUCUUAUGUUUCUCUGCGAUAUAUUUUCAAAAUACCAUAGAGAGUUUUAAAUGGAUAAAUCGUAUCAACUAUCAAAUUGAACUUGAUUUCCCCGAAAUUUCUCCACCUGUUCCUAAAUUGCCAAUGACUGUACUAUAUGCCGAAUAUGUUCAACUUGCUUUUCUGUCUUUAUUCGUUACUGCUGCAAUAUUCCUUGGUUACAAAUUAUAUGGUGAAUUCGGGUGGAACAUUUAUAAAAAGAUUGGUGCUGGCAUUCAUACUCAAUUGGAUAUAUUCCUCUUGAUGGGUUUCCAAAUUCUUAAUUUGGUAUUCUUGUUCGCCGAUGCUGCUCACAAUACGCAUACAAUAAUUAUCCAAAGCGUUUUUAUUGUUAUUGUUAUACCAACGUUAGGAUUGGGAGUGUGGGGUGUGCGAACUGAAAAUAAGACUGCGAUAAUCAUUUUUGCACUUUUUUCUGUGGCCACAAUAGCUAAUUUCCUAUACAUAUUGGCCACAUUUAUCAUCCAGCGUGAUGAAAUCCAAAAAAAGCAGUAUGAAGGAAUUGGUAACCCAGAAGAUAGACGAUUUGCAAUUGAUGAUUAA
Messenger RNA from Racocetra persica, 776 nucleotides. The record is from the annotation of a GenBank genome assembly. Lineage: Eukaryota; Fungi; Glomeromycota; Glomeromycetes; Diversisporales; Gigasporaceae.